GGGCACAGCUGUGUAUUAGAUGUUGCUCCUCUGCCGUAGUUACAAGACAGUGUGUGUGUUUUUUUUUUUUUUUUACUUCAAGGAGAAGUUUAAACUACUCCCAUGCUUAAGGAGGAGCUGCACGAAGUUAGAGAAUUAACAGAAGCAGAGAUUGAAUCCUCCUCCUAAUCAUCAUCAUCAUCUAAAUCAUCACACUACUGCUUACUUUACUUUUGCAGCCAUGAAGAAAACGGAAACUAUUGCUCUUAGGGUGCUGCUUCUCUUCUGCUUGUCUUGUUUUAUACAAGGUGAAGAGGAUCUUUCAGCUGGACCUAAUAAAGACUUCACUAUCACAUCCACCUCCUCACCUCCCCAAAGGUCCUCCGCUGCAAAUCCAGAAUCUCAAAAAGCUACACUUCCUUCCACUUCCUCCGAGGGAGAUGUAAAAAAUGUAACAAAUACUUCUGCUAAUGAAACCCUCAACCAGCAGGAUGAUGAGACGGCAAACAACACAGCUGCAACAGGUUUUCCUUCUGGAAGUGCAGGACCUACUGUGAAUGCUCCUGCACAUUUCAACAGUACAAGUGUUCCAGAAAACCUCACAUAUAGCCAAGAUUCUUCAAACAGAGAUAACCAAACGUCAACAGCAUCCAAUACAACACUAUCCACCACAACCACAAUCAUCACCACCACCACCACAGCUCUGCCCACGUCGGCUUCCUCUACACACUCGCAGACACCGUCUGCCUCCACUAGGCCUCAGAAUACCACCAAUCUACCGGCUACAACCACUCCAAACAGGGGCACAUCCUCAAAUGUUACAUUAAAGAGCACAUCUGCUCCAACGGCGGCCUCAACCAAUUUUUCCGUGACCACUAUCCUGCCAGUGAAGUUCAGCAGCGCUCCUGUCCCUCCUGGCACCCCUUCUGAGCUGAAUGUUGGAGACGACACUGCAUCCUCUAGCAAACCCAUGGAUCCUCUCUUGGCUGGCUUGGUGUCCGUGUUUGUCGUCACCGCUGCUGUUGUGUCUCUUCUAAUUUUCCUGAAACUCAGACGCAGGAACGAGCGUCCAGAAUUCCGACGACUCCAGGAUCUCCCCAUGGAUGAUAUGAUGGAGGAUACGCCUCUCUCAAUGUACAGCUACUGAGUGGUCAUGAGAAACCCUUUAAAAAAAACCUUGAAUGUCUGUCACCUAGGCCUCCUUGGAGCUCUGUCAUCGUGAACAUCUACCCGGUCACACUUUUAAUUAUUAGUUCCUGAACUGAAACGUGAGCUUCGUUAUCUAGUUUGCAGUUGGAACCAAACAGGACAUGAAUUAAGCAGCUCUGAUUUAAACUGUCACUUUUUUUUUUUAUUUGGAGGUAGUAUGUCAUCCAGUCCUGUGCUAUAAAGGUUGCAAGUACUCUGUGUAUCAAAACAUGCAAAGUAGGCCUUAAAACAUGUUACCCCUGCUUGAGCCUAAUUCCAAUUUUAAAUAGGCAAGGGAAGCCUCAUCUUGAAUUGUUUAAAAUCCCUCACAAUGAGGGUGGAUAAUGAUGUUAUUUAAAUACACCCAAGCCCAAAUUUAUCUCCAUGCAUAAUUCAUUAUAUAAAAUUAGAAAAAGUCCCAGGUAGGUCUUAGGCCUUGCUUAUUUCAUCAAAUGUAUAAGUGGUUAACCAAAAAUGGAGACCAAAGAAAUAAUGUGCCUUUUAAUGCAAAAAUUUUAAAGCUUCUGGUCCAUCAUAGUAUAGUGUGUGUGUGUGUGUAUACAAGACAUUUUUUUUAUUGCAGCUUAAUCACUUUUAAUGCCUCAGACCAAACUAAAUGAUACAGAAUAGCAGUUUAAUUUGCAAUUUCUUAACUGCUUGCUCCAAAAUAUAUAGGCAAGGUCACAUGGAGGGUAGAAUAAUACACUCGUAGGCAGUGAUAAUUGUAAUAUCUGCCUAAUAUGGAGUUUUUGUAUUUUUUUAUUUUUUAUUUUAAAACAAAUCUAAAAUCAUUUUUUAGUAAACAAUAAUUUAAUAAUAUACAUUUCCCCAUUCACAUGUGCUUCUUGACUGAUUAGUUUUUAAAAAGUUAUGUAUCUAAUUUAAUAAUGAAAAGAAAAUUUGAUGUAGGGACUAGAAGUGUACAUGUGUGUUUGUAUGUUAUGGCUAUUGCUGAUUGGCUCUGUACUAAACUUGAGUACUCGAAUAGGAGACACAGUACAGCCUUUGGCCUGCUCUGAAGAAAUUAAGAGCAGUUAGCGUUUUUUUUUUUUUUUCUUUUUCAAUUAAGUAUGUAUAAUAAAUCAGACACUGUAGCAUUCCAGGAUGGUGUGUGGUGUGAUGCGGUUUAACUCCAUUCAACAUACAUGAAGUGGUUUUCUAACAAUAAACCGAUUCUGAUACUUUAUUUAUUGUGUCGGUUUAGGGUUUAAUUAACCUUCAGAAUUAUUCAUUACAGCUCGUCUAAAAACUAUUAAAAAACCAUAAUGAGUUAGAAAUUUUGUUCAGAGUAUAAUGGCCUACAUAGUCAUAAAGUCGUUCUAAGAUCAGAGUAUCACAUUUAAUUGGGAUGUUGGUUUCAAGCCGCAGGAGACACUGAAGAGAGAGGAGCUUUGAUUCGAGGAUGAUUACUAAGCUGUCUGGCUAACAGCAGAGUCAUGUGCUCUUUAGCCUGUCAUUAACGUUGACGGAGAUUGAUUUAAGCGAACCACAAGCAAUGGUCUAUGUUAUAUAAAAAGAAUAUUAUGUAUCUGUCCAUGCUGGUCAAAGUCCUUUCUGGACGUUUUAGCAACUGUGUGUUUGUAGGCAGAGUCAGCAGUGGUGACAGUAAAUGUGUCCUUGUCGACAGUUUGAUCAGUGACCAAGACUUUACUGUGUCUUAGAUUUUCCUUAUUGGCUUAACAUCACAUCAAUGGUGACUCUAUAGGGCACUGAUGAACAAUCCAAGAACCGAGAAAACUAUAAAACCGAUCAAGCUCUAUCUAUGGAGACCUUUGUGACAUCCUGUAUUCUGCAAAGACAACUUGAUAAAUGACGUGUUUUUAACUAAAUACAUGAUUAGGAAUGUGCUCACAACUUCAUGUACAUUUAGUGUUGAUUUCCACUUGCAAUGUACACUUUCUCACACAAACCGGCUUUUUUGUGUCUUGCUGUUUUUGGUAGGCUGUACGUUUUGCACUUUAUUGUGGGAUAGGCUGCAGGGCCAUUUUUUUCUGGAAGUGUUUUAGGGUUGUCAGAGUAAUGUGUGGAGCUUUUGUUUCUUUUGUGAAAGUAAACCUAGUUGCCCUUUGUCAUGCUUGUAAUAUCAUUAUUAUACUUGAGGAGUAGAGUAGAUUAGUAGAUACUUGUUAGAUUAGUGUUAUGUGAACAUGCACUCUUGGAAGGUGAUCGUUACAUAAAGUGGCUCAUUUUAAUGGUUUCCGAUUUCGAAAAGCUCAGAUCAAGGAUGUGCACCUCUUGCACCGCAAGCCAUCAUUAGAAGUUUGAGUCAUUUCACUUUUCUGUUGCAAUUAAUAACAAUGUACAAAAUGCGCACGUGUUUGAGCAGCUGGUUCUGGGACGAGUAGGUGCUUGUCUGUGAGCGGAAAGUGACUAAUACCUCUCCUGUCAAUCAAGAGCGGUGAAGAAGCAUCACUUCCAAGUUUACAUGACCAUUCAUGCCUUUCUCUUGGUUCCCUUAACACUGAUCAGUAAUGUUGACUUACUUCUUUUUUUGAAUAUAAAAUUAAAAAAAAGGCUAAAGUGAAAACGCAUCAUCAGCUAAUGCUUGCUCAGGCAUUUGACAUCUUUAACCUUUUAUGUAAUAAUGACCAUGCACAAAGUCUGAUAGGUGUAAAAAAACAACAAAAAAACAAUAAUUAAAAAUAAAAGCCAUAUACUCUUUCAUUUCACAGAAUGUUUUCACAGAAACCCAAGUGUGCGGGAAUUAUGCAGUCAUUUUCCAUUUUUAAACCCUGCUCUUUAAGUGUAUUUACAGUGUAUAAACAUGCAUAUAAAACAUUAACACCUGUUCCAGAGUCACAUGGCUGAGUAUUUUCAACUGUUUGCGAAACUAACUUACAGAUUCAAAAACAGACCUUUUUUUAUUCUCAAGUUAUUAUUAGAAGCUUAUGUCUUUCCUUUUGUCUCUUUUUGUCAUUUUCUGCUUCACAUGCGUGCCAGAAGUGCUGUUUUUGUAUUUUAAAAAAGAUCAUGUUUUCAUGUUUGAUGUUCCAAAUGUUUUAUUAUUAAAUUUCUUUACAACAUAUUAAA
This is a messenger RNA of Clarias gariepinus (North African catfish), 4197 nucleotides long. Its product is annotated as putative protein TPRXL. Bases 221 to 1126 code for a protein of 301 amino acids. The transcript is spliced from 5 exons. The record is from RefSeq and is a predicted model, not a curated record. Lineage: Eukaryota; Metazoa; Chordata; Actinopteri; Siluriformes; Clariidae.